This is a messenger RNA of Musca domestica (house fly), 3279 nucleotides long. RefSeq names its product sodium/hydrogen exchanger 9B2 (gene Nha2). Gene Ontology annotation, cellular component: membrane. Gene Ontology annotation, biological process: proton transmembrane transport. Bases 759 to 2696 code for a protein of 645 amino acids. Gene Ontology annotation, molecular function: antiporter activity. The transcript is spliced from 11 exons. The record is from RefSeq and is a predicted model, not a curated record. NCBI's taxonomy places the organism in Eukaryota, Metazoa, Arthropoda, Insecta, Diptera, Muscidae.
UUUUAAUGCGAAGAAUAGUUGUGCUUCUCCGUUCAUUCAGUCCGCUUGACAAUUAGUUUCCAAUUAAAACGAAGCGGCAAAAAAACACGCGGCAGCGGUGAUCGGUCGGUUCGAUUAAAAAGCGGACAAACGAAAUCAGUGAAAUGCGCCGUCAGAGUUGAACGCUAAAUAAUUGAAUUCCAUUUUCCAUUUAUUUAUUUAUUUGAUGAGUGUUUCAGUUGUUUUAUUCUUGCAUCUCGGAAAGUGUUUUAUGACCGUUCUCGGUGACAAUAUCUUGAAAGUGGUUGUAAAUUAAAUAAAUAAACAAAUUAAAGGCGGUUUUGGCGAACAAAAAAAGAAACGUUUAUAGUGUGAAUAAAAAGUGUUAUUGUUUAUUUGCUCGUGUAUUUAUUGUGUAAAGAAGACAGAUGAUUUGUUUGAUUUGCUGUUAGCUACCGAGACAAACAGCUGUUAACUGAGGAUACCCGUAGUAUAACGGACGACCUCAAUAGGAAAUCUUUUUCCACUGACACCGCUGGCAUUAGAGGAAAUGAAAAAGGAUUAACGUGGCAAAAGGCCGACCGAAACAUUCAAGGAGUUCAGAAACAUUCAAGAGAAGAACGACCUGCCUGCCACCGACGCGUUGAAGAGCGACGAACGACGAACGUUGUCGACACCAUCAGGCUACCGCACUCAAAAACUCAACUACCAAAUCAAAUUACACUCUAACAAAUUAAGAAUAACACAGUGCUUGCACUGCAAGCAAGCAACCACAAAGGAUGAAGGAGAAACCAGCAGUUGGCAUAAGACCCGGUCUCGAGGAGUUGGAGUCGGAGUCGAAUGAAGAACAACAACACUUGCUUGGCGGUCAAGUGCAACAAAGCCAGCCACAAUGGCAAGUUCAACAGGCGAAACAACCACCCACAUCAUCUACCCGAAAUGAUUUCAGGGAUGGAGCUGUUCGCACAAACAGUUAUCCUCCUGAAAAUCCUUUAGGCAACUGGAGUUCAACUAAUCCUGCCACUGCCCCUCGUGCUGUUGGGGAGGACACCGAAGAUUUGAGAAUACAUUCUAAAUUAGAAUUGCAAAAAUUGCCCCAGGAGAUGUUGCAGCCGUACAACAAUAAGGAACAAAACGGUUCCACUAUAAUUCUAACGCCAACAUCAUUAACAACAGCAACACCACCACCACCGACGACGACGAUGACGACAACAACAGCGGGCGGUCAAAGUGGUAACGAUGAUGCCGAUGGUGAAUAUAAGGGUCCAAAAUGUUGGCGUUAUUUGACAAGAAAUUAUUCAAUUUCAUCACAACCUUUGGCCAUUCUGCUCAUCUUCUUAGGACUCUGGAUAUUGGCUUACAUUCAACUGCCCGAAUAUGCCGUACCCAGUACGGUGAUAAUGCGUAUCGUUCUACUCUUUGUGGGAGCUCAAACAGCCGGUAUCCUGGUGACAUUCAUAAAAUUACCUGACAUGUUGGGCAUGCUGUUCUUUGGUGUCCUGUAUGCCAAUGUUGGAUUGGCAGAUUUUACGGGCUAUGCAAAAUUCGAAGGAAUUCUAAGAGAGAUGGCCUUAAUAAAUAUUAUGUUACUUGCCGGCCUGGGCCUGGACGCAAAUGCCUUUAAGAAAUUAUGGUUUAUGAUAACACGUUUGACCCUGGUGCCGACCAUUGCUGAAGUCAGCAUCAUUGCGGUGUUGGCAUAUUUCCUGCUGAAUAUGCCCUGGCUGUGGGGUAUUCUUUUGGGUUUGGUUGUAACAGCCGUGUCACCCAAUGUCGUGGUGACGGUGAUGCUGAAGCUGAAGGAAGACCGGUUAGGCCUUAACAACGGCAUCCAUACCCUGAUCUAUGCCAUGACUACAUGUAAUGAUGUGGUGGCGAUUUUCGUGUUUGGUGUUAUUAAUGGCGUUAUAUUCUCAACAGGAGGAUCAUUAACCGAACAAAUUUUACAAGGACCCGUUGGUAUUGGAAUUGGCAUAGUUUAUGGCUAUUUAUAUGGUCUAAUAUUACAAUUUGUACCGUCGCGUAAUUCGACCUAUGUAAAUGGCCUACGUUUUGUCUUGACCGUCUUGGGUGGCACCAUCGCUGUAAUGGGCAGUAAAGCUAUCAAGUAUCCAUCAGCAGGCGCCUUGGGCUGUGUAACAGUUGCCUUCGUAGCCGGAAUUGGAUGGAAGCGUCAACAAGCCAAAAUGACGCCACAACAACGGCAAACAUAUGAAAAUUCUAGUGUAUCCAAACGUCUUGAUUUGCUGUGGAAAUUUUUAAAGCCCGUUUCAUUUGCGCUCAUUGGCAAAGAAAUUAAUUUUGCCGUUUUGGAUGGUAAAGUCGUUGGUUACGGUGCCCUGUUGGUGUUACUCGGAAGUCUGUUUCGUUUAGGAUUCGCCUACAUAUCCACAUAUGGCGGAAAUCUGUCGAGAAAAGAACGUGGCUACAUUACAAUUUCCGGCUUUCCCAAAGCAACUGUCCAAGCUGCCUUAGGACCCAUUGCCUUGGAUAUGGCACGUGAACUUAACUCGGAUGCAGAUGUUGUUGCCUUGGCCAAUAAUGUUUUAAUCAUAUCCGUUUUGGCCAUUAUAUUCACAGCACCAUUGGGUGCUAUUUUAAUGUUACGUUUAGCUCCGAAAUGGCUAAAACACGGUCCAGCAGAUGGAGAAGACGGUGGCGGCGAUGAGGAGGAUGGCCGCAAUGGGAACAGCACACAGCGGGCAAUGCCAAUCUAAAACCGCAAUCAAUGUCAGUUUAAUAGCAAAUCAUAAAGUUGAUACAACAACAACAACAACAAAGUAACCCAAAAGCAAUGAAACAAGAGAAGGCAAACCAGAAAAUAAAAAAAAAAGGAAAAAUCAUGCAUCAAACCCCCAAUAAACCAUCCAUCCACCCACAUAAUUCAAUAUUCAUGCUGCUUAGCAGAGGAAAAGAAGACAACACGAGAAAAAUAAUUUCUUUUGAUAUCACCACACUUCGUUGUAACAUUUCAUUUUGUUUUUUUUUUUUCCCAAACUCACCGUAGACAAGACGUCGGACGAUGUCGAUGACUAGGAUGACACUGCGCUCUGCUGUCGUCCCUCUCCCGGUUGUCGACAAUGACUUUGAUGAUGCCGUUCCAUAGAACCAUGACGUUGACUUUGAUUUGAAUUAAUUCAAAAAUUGGAAGAAAAGCCAAGAAAAAUAAAUAAAGACGCGUCAUGUGAUCAAAUGAAUAAAUAAACAAAUAAAGGAACAUCAAUCGUCGACGGCCAUGUUAAAUAAAUGCGAUUUAGGCUCAAAUUUAAAUUUAUUCAAAGAAAAAAAAUAAAACAAAAA